AUGCCCAAAUCCUCACCUUGCGUAUUCCCAUGGUCCUCCCUGUGGCUGGCAUCUUUGGCUUCUUUGGUGGUGCAGUCGGUGCUUUCUUCCUCCUACUCCUCUCCUUCCUCCUCGACAUAUCAGAGACCUGCGACCGGUGGGAAGCGACCGGGCUUCAUGGAGAGGACGCUGAUUCUCCUGGAUGUCAACACGCGCAGUCCGAUCAGAGUCCUCAACGACAACUUCCUUUCUUUGCAGCUGGACCCCUCGAUCAUCAAAGACGGCUGGCUGGACUUUCUGAGCUCCCGGCGGCUCGUGACCCUGGCGCGCGGCCUGUCGCCUGCCUUUCUGCGUUUUGGCGGAAAGCGGACCGACUUCUUGCAGUUCAAUAACCAGAAGAACCUCGCCAAGUUCAGAGGACCGGGACCGGACUACUAUCUGAAGAACUACGAAGACGAUAUAGUGCGCAGUGACAUUGCCCUGGACAAACAGAAGGGCUGCAAACUGGCCAGCCAUCCUGACAUAAUGCUGGAGCUGCAGCGCGAGAAGGCCUCCAGCACACAGCUCGUCCUGCUGAAAGAGCAACUGUCCAACAUCUACAGCAACAUUACAAUAACAGCCAGGUCUUUAGACAAACUGUACAACUUUGCCGACUGUGCUGGUCUACACCUGAUCCUGGGGCUCAACGCACUGCACAGAAACCCAGACAACUCCUGGAACACAUCCUCCACCCUGAGCCUCCUGAAGUACGGCGCUGGCAAGAAGUACAACAUUUCCUGGGAGCUGGGCAACGAGCCUAAUGCCUACCGCAGCUUGGUGGGUCGUGCGGUCAACAGCACCCAGUUAGCUCAGGACUACACCAAGCUACGGACCCUGCUGCAGUCUGUGCGCUACUACCACCGAGCUCACCUCUACGGCCCCAAUGCAGGGCGACCCCGGAAGAACGCCAUCCUGCUGCUGGAUGGGUUCAUGAAGAAUGCUGGCUCUGUUGUAGAUGCAGUUACGUGGCAACAUUACUACAUGGAUGGCAGAGUGAACAAAGUGGAGGACUUCCUAAAAACCCGUCUGUUGGACACACUGACAGAACAGAUCACUAAAGUCACCAAGGUUGUGAACACGCAUACUCCCGGUAAGAAGGUGUGGCUGGGUGGAUUGGGGCCAGCAUGGGCAGGAGGCAUCAGUAAUCUCUCUGACACGUACGCUGCUGGCUUUCUGUGGGUGAACACGCUGGGUAUGGCUGCUAUGCAGGGGAUUGAUGUUGUCUUGCGUCACUCAUUCUUUGACUAUGGAUACACGCACCUUGUGGACCAGCACUUUAACCCUUUACCUGAUUACUGGUUCUCUCUGGUCUUCAAGCGUCUGGUUGGUCCAAGGGUUUUAGCUGUGCGGGUGGCUGGACUGCAGAGGAAGCCGCAGCCAGGACGAGUCAUACGAGAUAAGCUACGCAUCUAUGCCCACUGUACCAGCUACUACAAUCAUAACUAUGUGAGAGGGUCCAUAACAAUCUACAUCAUCAACCUGCAUCGGUCGCGAAAGAAAAUCAAGUUGGCGGGGACGUUACGGAACAAUACUGUCCAUCAAUACCUGCUGCAACCCUACGGCGCUGACGGACUCAGAGCCAAGUAUGUCCAGCUGAACGGGGAGAAGCUGCUCAUGGUGGACAAUGACACAUUCCCGGAGUUGAAGCCUAAGACAUUGAGGGCUGGACGGACGAUAGCUAUGCCUCCCAUGACCAUAGGCUUUUAUGUCAUCAAGAACAUUAAUGCAUAUGCCUGCCGAAGAUAA
This is a messenger RNA of Chelmon rostratus (copperband butterflyfish), 1764 nucleotides long. RefSeq names its product heparanase 2 (gene hpse2). Gene Ontology annotation, cellular component: extracellular matrix; membrane. Gene Ontology annotation, molecular function: hydrolase activity, acting on glycosyl bonds. The transcript has 12 exons. Lineage: Eukaryota; Metazoa; Chordata; Actinopteri; Chaetodontiformes; Chaetodontidae. The record is from RefSeq and is a predicted model, not a curated record. Bases 1 to 1764 code for a protein of 587 amino acids.